Molecule: messenger RNA, 624 nt
Organism: Branchiostoma belcheri (Belcher's lancelet)
Lineage: Eukaryota; Metazoa; Chordata; Leptocardii; Amphioxiformes; Branchiostomatidae
Exons: 5
Coding region: 1-624 (207 amino acids)
Cellular component (GO): membrane
Molecular function (GO): GTP binding
Source: RefSeq, a predicted model, not a curated record
AUGGUGUACAUGAGUUUGGACACACUGAUGCUGAAUGACGAUGAUGCAGGAACCAUCACCAAAAGUCUAGCGGACGGUUUGAGAGGCAUAGAGAUGUUAGGACAGAACCAGUCAGAUGAUGUGACAGACCUGAUCAAGAGCAAAGAAGACUGCCUGCCAAAGUGGGAGCAGACAAUGGUUCGGAUAGGUAUUAUCAGUGACCAUGGAGCAGGAGCUAACACCUUCAUCAGUUCUGUCCUGGGUUAUCGUGAGAAGGUGGCCUCCCGUACAGCGGCUGGGUCCACACAAACAGAGUACACCUCAGCUGACACACAACGCCCACAGAACCUCACUGUGGUCAGAUUCCCUGCAGUGUCAUUUGCAAUAGGGAGACCAGAAGACAUCAAGUCCAGGUACAUGAAAUGCCAAGCUGAGAACAUGAAGAGCUGUGAUAUCUUCAUCGUGCUUUGUGGACAAGUUGUAACCACUGAGACCAUCUGGCUAGCAGUCCAGGCACUAGCAAUGGACAAGAAGGUUCUAUUUGCAAAGUCAAAGUUUGACCUAGAAGAUGAGACCAAACCUCCACCAGAGACUUCCAGAGAACAGGGGGUCAAAAAGAGCCUGGCUACUGCAAUUCAGGCUUAG